AGACAUGUACGGCCUGUGAUUCAGGUGGUCUGGCCCAAAGGAAGGAACCCUUUCUCACUUUGCAAAAAAAUGACCCCAGAAGGGAGGGGCAUUGGCAGGAAGGCGGGAGAUGGGGCUCGAGCCCUGCACAGGGUGUGCAUUUGGGCGAGGCUCUCACCCUCUCUGGCCUCUAGGCCCAGGGUCCCCAGCAGUGGAGAUGCAGUGGUGGAUGGCCGAUUCCCAAGGGCUGUCCCGGCCCUGACAGCGUCUGCGUGCGAGGUUCCUUCUCUGACGAGGGCCACUGUUCUGACAUCACUGUCACCUUCCUGUCGGGGCCUCCUCUCAGUCUUGCAGCUCUUAGCUUCUGAGAGACAGACCCGGAGAAACAGGCUCCCCGGGGACCUGGCGCCUCCAAGCCCAGACAUGCUUCUGCUGCUGUUGGUCCUGCUCUGGGGGACGGAGGGGGCCGAGGGCCAGAGGGGGGCCGGGAGGGGGCCACAGGGGGAUUACUGGCUGCAAGUGCAGGAUGCAAAGGGGCAGGAGGGCCUGUGUGUGCCCCGCAGAUGCUUCUCUCCCCGGGAAGGCUGGUCUGAGUCUACCCCAGCGCUCGGCUACUGGUUCCGGAAAGGGGCCGGUGUACAACAGGAUGUUCUAGUGGCCACAAACAACCCAGAUGGAAAAGUGCGGCAGGAGUCCCAGGGCCGAUUCCGCCUCCUCGGAAACCCCCAGGGCUACGACUGCUCCCUGGACAUCAGAGACGUACGGAGAGGGGACUCGGGGACAUACGUCUUUAGGGUGGAGAGGGGGCCUUCUGUGAGAUAUACUUAGACACGGGACCAGCUCUCCGUGCGUGUGACAGCCCUGACCCAGACACCUGACAUCCUUAUCUCGGGGACCCUGGAGUCUGGACGCCCCAGUAACCUGACCUGCUCUGUGCCCUGGGCCUGUGCGUGGGGCGUGCCCCCCAUCUUCUCCUGGACGUCAGCGGCCCUCGCCUCCCUGGACCCCAAGACCCACCUCUCCUCUGUGCUCACCCUCACCCCACGGCUCCAGGACCACGGCACCGACCUCACCUGUCAGGUGACCUUGCCUGGGACCGGAGUGACCACAAUGAGGACCAUUCACCUCAACGUGUCCUAUUCUCCGUGGAACUUGACCGUCACUGUCUUCCAAGAAAACGGCACAGGUAGGAUAGGGGCCCUACUAGGGUGCAGGGAGCAAGGGCAGGGCCGGGUCCCUCUUGUGGGUCCCCCAGGGGCCCUCCCCCUCCCCGGCCCCCGUGGCCCUGUGAGCAGCUGUCCCCUUCGGCCCCUCCCUCCCCCACUUCUGCCCUCCCCCCCGUUAUCAGGAGAGCAA
Molecule: messenger RNA, 1335 nt
Organism: Herpailurus yagouaroundi (jaguarundi)
Lineage: Eukaryota; Metazoa; Chordata; Mammalia; Carnivora; Felidae
Product: sialic acid-binding Ig-like lectin 8
Exons: 3
Biological process (GO): cell adhesion
Cellular component (GO): plasma membrane
Molecular function (GO): sialic acid binding
Source: RefSeq, a predicted model, not a curated record